Molecule: messenger RNA, 960 nt
Organism: Papaver somniferum (opium poppy)
Lineage: Eukaryota; Viridiplantae; Streptophyta; Magnoliopsida; Ranunculales; Papaveraceae
Exons: 4
Coding region: 66-635 (189 amino acids)
Source: RefSeq, a predicted model, not a curated record
UCCCUGGCACUAUAAAUUUGUUUGUUUCUUCUCUCUCAUUGGUGGUUGAGAGAGAGACUUACACCAUGGUUUCCUCUUGUUGUAUUGGAUUCACUAACUCUAUCUCUCCUCUAUCAUCAACCUUUACAAUCUCUAGUAAAAUCACAAACUCACAGAAAAAUCCCAGCAUUUCUGUUGCUCAGAAGCCCAAUUCUGUUCUGAGUUCUAAGCGGACUUCUACUUCUUCAUCAUCUUCGGAUUUUCGAGGUCUUCUUACUGUGGUUCCUUUAGCUGCUUCAAUCGCAGUUCUGUUUUGGACAAAUCCAGUUAAUGCUGGAACUCUGUCUGGGUUCUCUGGGUUAGAAUCAGUUCCAGGUCCUGACCUACCUCAAAUCGAUUUUCUCAAUCGUUUCAAUGAAGAAAAUCAGAAAAAGUAUGCUGCAAACGACGAACGAUUCAAGUCGUCUGACGUACUGAAGGAGUAUCUAGAGAAAUCAAAACUGAACAAAGAGAAGAACAAGCAAGGAAUCCAAGAUAAGUACUGCUUACGAGGAGCAGAAUGGGGUGUAGGAGAUUGUUCAACAGCGGGUAUGACGGAUGACGAAAAAGAUAAAUUUAUUGCAAUGUUGAGGGAAAAAACAGGAAUAACAGAUUGAAAAACGUAGACUAUAUUGAGUGUUCUUGAUUAUUACUGAAUGGCACAAUGUAGUGUUCUUUGAGUCAUUGAUGACACAUUUGUUUAACCCUAGUAUGUACUAGUUACUAGCAAAAAGAUAUAAAGUUUGUUUGAGUAAGCCCUGAAAGAAAUCAAUGACCCUGGUCAAGUCUGCAGAGCGAAACAAUGGAAGGAAAAUGCUUCCUGUUUAAACAAGAGAACACUAAUUUCGUUUCUGUUGGAGAAGUCUCUUGUAAUGCUGCAGGCCGAUGUGCCGUGCAUCUUUGAUCUUUCAAGUCGGCGUCUAUAUUUCGAUGGGACCUUUG